AUGUCUACAUCGUCAGAAAACCGAAGUAAAGUUGUCGCAGACGACAAUAGCGAUAUGUCCAGUAAUAGCAGUGACGAGGACUUUGUCGUUCAUAAUCUUGCUGAUGUCACUUCAAUGCGUUCUGACCAAGAAAAGAACUUGGGUCUAACGCGGACAGAAACCAAAAAGGACUUGGAAUUGCUUGGUGUCACUAGUGAGAGACCACCUCCAUCACUUAAUGCUCCACCAGUUGAGGAUCCUAUUUUUCCUGAAGAAUAUGGUUUGGAAACGACUACUGGGUUGGUGCGAGCCAAGACUUUGGAAAGCUUAGGUAGGACAAAGUCCCACAAGAGCGAAAUCAAGGAUGACACUGAGUUUGUCACUUUUACUAUUGGCGAUCCAGAAAACCCUCACAAUUGGCCUAUGGCUACCAAAUGGCUCUACACUUUUUUGCUCUCCAUGUUGGUUAUCAGUGCUGCUUAUGGAUCCUCAUGUUUGUCGGGAGGUUUAUUCACAAUCAAUAACAAAUACGGUGUAUCUACUGAAGUAUCAACAUUGACAGUGUCAUUGAUGGUGUUGGGAUUUUGUGUCGGUCCUUUGCUUUGGGCACCAUUGUCAGAACAAAUAGGAAGGAGACCGGUAUAUUUCAUCAGUUUUGGUCUUUACACCAUACUAAAUAUCCCAUGUGCAUUGUCACCAAAUAUUGGAGGCUUGUUGGCUUCACGUUUCCUUUGUGGUGUCUGCGCCGCUAGUGCAUUGACCAAUGUUGGUGCAAGUUUGGUUGAUAUGCACAACGAAACUAGAGGUGUCGCUAUUGCCUUUUUCAGUUUCUGCCCCUAUAGUGGUCCCGUUUUUGGUGGUCUCGUUAACGGUUUCAUCAGUAUUGGUACAAACAGGUUCGAUAUCAUGGUUUGGGUCAACAUGGCCUUUGCUGGUGUCAUGUGGAUCAUUGUAUCAUUCAUUCCAGAGACUUACCCACCAGUCAUUUUAAAACAAAGAGCUAAGAGGUUGAGAAAGGAAACGGGAAACAUGAACAUCAUGACAGAACAAGAAGCUACGCCUUUGUCAUUUAAAGAAAUGGUCAAUACCAACUUGCUCCUCCCAUUGAAAUUCACAAUCAGUGAACCCAUUUUGGAUCUUGUUUGUGGGUUUGUUGCUUUAAUUUACGCAUUAUUGUAUGCAUUCUUUUUUGCAUAUCCAUAUAUUUUCAACAAAUUGUACGGUUUCAAGGACAACAAGAUUGGUCUUAUGUUUGUUCCUAUUUUGAUUGGUGCCGGGUUAGCCUUGACAACGACGCCAUAUAUCGAGAAAAAAUACAAGGAAUUGUGCACAAGAAGGAAACCAGAGCCAGAAGAUAGACUUAUCGGUGCCAUGAUUGGUGCCCCAUUCCCAUGCAUUGCUUUAUUUAUCUUGGGGGCUACCUCAUACAAACACAUCAUCUGGGUAGGUCCUGCUUCUUCUGGUAUUGCAUUUGGAUACGGAAUGGUGUUGAUUUACUAUUCAUUAAACAACUACAUCAUUGACACCUAUGCCAAAUAUGCCGCUUCUGCCUUGGCUACAAAGGUGUUUUUGAGAUCAGCUGGAGGUGCUGCUUUCCCAUUGUUUAUCACCUAUAUGUACGAGGGUUUGGGCUUGCAAUGGGCCAGUUGGUUGUUGGCAUUUGUUUGUUUGGCCAUGAUCUUGGUUCCUUUUGGUUUCUACAAAUAUGGAGGUGCAUUGAGGAAGAAAUGGUGUAAAGAAGACUAUUCAAUGAAUGCUAUGGAAUAG
This is a messenger RNA of Lodderomyces margitis, 1746 nucleotides long. It is a transcript of the gene TPO3, whose product is annotated as spermine transporter. The record is from RefSeq and is a predicted model, not a curated record. The transcript has a single exon. NCBI's taxonomy places the organism in Eukaryota, Fungi, Ascomycota, Pichiomycetes, Serinales, Debaryomycetaceae. Gene Ontology annotation, biological process: transmembrane transport; spermine transport. Bases 1 to 1746 code for a protein of 581 amino acids. Gene Ontology annotation, molecular function: spermine transmembrane transporter activity. Gene Ontology annotation, cellular component: fungal-type vacuole membrane.